GGCUUCAUGCCGGAAGUGUUCACCGGUAGUUGUUUCGAAUGGCCGCCUAGCCGAUAGGGGAUGCGCGGGCAACCGGAGGCGAGGAAUCAAAUCGAAGGUUAGCGAUUCCAAGGGCAGUUUCGCGCUGGGACUGAGCGGCUAACCGCCCAGUCAGAUCAUGGGUCUGACCGAGCACUGGGGAGAAUGGUUCCUGAGCCAUCGAGUACACCCCGCCGGGGUGUUUGGUGUGGCCUUCCUUGCCCGAGUCGCCCUGGUUUUCUACGGGGUUUUCCAGGAUCGGACCCUGCGCGUAAGGUACACAGACAUCGACUACCACGUCUUCACAGACGCCGCGCGUUUCGUCACGGAGGGCCGCUCGCCUUACCUGAGGGCGACCUACCGUUACACGCCACUGCUUGGGUGGCUCCUCACUCCCAACAUCUACCUCAAUGACCUCUUUGGAAAGUUUCUCUUCAUCAGCUGCGACCUUCUUACAGCUUUCCUGUUAUACCGCCUGUUGCUGCUUAAGGGGUUAGAUCGCCGCCAGGCUUGUGGUUACUGUGUCUUUUGGCUUCUUAACCCCUUGCCUAUGGCGGUAUCCAGCCGCGGCAAUGCGGACUCGAUCGUCGCCUCCCUGGUGCUUAUGGCUCUGUACCUAAUAGAAAAAAGACUCGUCGCGUGUGCCGCUGUAUUGUAUGGUUUCGCAGUGCAUAUGAAGAUGUAUCCGGUGACCUAUAUCCUCCCCAUAGCCCUCCACUUGCUUCCCGAACGCGACAAUGACAGAAGCCUCUGUCCAUCCCGGUAUUCCUUCCAGGCUCGUUUCCACCAAUUUCUGAAGAGGCUGUGUGAUCGGGCUGUGCUGCUCUUUGUAGCAGUUGCUGGACUCACAUUUUUUGCCCUAGGUUUUGGUUUUUACUAUAAAUAUGGUUGGGAAUUUUUGGAGCACACCUACCUUUAUCACCUGACUAGACGAGAUAUACGUCACAACUUUUCUCCAUACUUCUACAUGCUGUAUUUGACCUCAGAGAGCAAGUGGAGUUUUUGUCUGGGAAUUGCUGCAUUUCUACCACAGUUAAUCUUGCUUUCAGCAGUGUCUUUCGCCUAUUACAAAGACCUUGUCUUUUGUUGUUUUCUUCAUACGUCAGUUUUUGUGACUUUUAACAAAGUCUGCACCUCCCAGUACUUUCUUUGGUACCUCUGCCUACUGCCCCUUGUGAUGCCACUAGUGAGAAUGCCUUGGAAAAGAGCUGCUGUUCUCCUAAUGCUGUGGUUUAUAGGGCAGGCUUUAUGGCUGGUUCCUGCAUAUCUUCUUGAGUUUCAAGGAAAGAACACCUUUUUAUUUAUCUGGUUAGCUGGUUUGUUCUUCCUUCUUAUCAACUCUUCCAUCCUAAUUCAAAUUAUUUCCCAUUACAAGGAGAAACCCCUGACAGAGAGACUCAAAUAUGACUAAUACAUGCUCCAGUUCUUCUGCCACUUCUACUACAUUAUGAUUGUUCUGAAUGGACCAGGAGAGAGCUCUGGAAAAUUUUUAAACAUCCUAAGCACUCUAGUGAUUGUUCAGUUUGAAGCAUAAUACCUUGAUCCAACAAAUUAAAAUAAAUGUCUGCCUUGUGUAUAAAGGGGACUAAGUAUUAACAUCCACCCUUUAGGAAAUGAAAGGGCUGUUUGAAAAUGGAAGGACUGAUGAAACUAUUGGAUAUGAAAAUGUUUUUGUAGAAAAAUACAUUUUAUAGAAAUGUAGUCAGAGACAUAAGGUCUAAAUAUUUGUUCCAGUUAUACUAUGCUACUGUCUGAAGCAGUCUUCUUUUAACGCCCACUUUUUCUUUCUAAAGCUUUCCUGAUAGCUGUGGAAACUCAAAAAAUGUUCCUAAAACACAGCUUUUAGAUAUAAAGUGUUCAGUAAUACUACUGUAUGUGUUUAGGUUGGGAAAAUUAGUUCUCUAUUAAAAGUGGUGGCUUAGGAGAUCAAGAACCCAAAGAAUUUAAAGUGUAGUCCUGUUUCAUGUAUUUGUUUUAUAACUUAGUUUUUCAGUGUUU
Molecule: messenger RNA, 2016 nt
Organism: Pteronotus mesoamericanus
Lineage: Eukaryota; Metazoa; Chordata; Mammalia; Chiroptera; Mormoopidae
Gene: PIGM
Product: phosphatidylinositol glycan anchor biosynthesis class M
Exons: 1
Coding region: 158-1429 (423 amino acids)
Biological process (GO): GPI anchor biosynthetic process
Cellular component (GO): membrane; glycosylphosphatidylinositol-mannosyltransferase I complex
Molecular function (GO): GPI mannosyltransferase activity; alpha-1,4-mannosyltransferase activity
Source: RefSeq, a predicted model, not a curated record